CGCGGCGCCUCGAGAAAGCAUUGGGAACGCAUGCUGAGUGCGGGCAUCCGUAGCGUAUAUCUUCAGUCAGGUCCCUGUAUUUGUACCUGUUGUUUCUAAAGACUUGAGUCAUGAAUCACUGGGGAGUCUGUUUUCCAAUCUUCAUGGUCUUUCUUGCUGUGGGUUUAUCCAGCGAAGCAGAAUACUUUACUGCAGCCGUAUUUGAACACGCUCGGCAAUCCAACGCGACUACAGAUACCCCAGAAGAUAUAAUUUUCAAGAAUUUAGCAUUUUAUAAGAAAGCAGCGGAAGUAGCCAAACGAAAGGGAGCUGAUAUUAUAGUCUUUCCAGAAUACGGUAUUUUUCCUCCAGGUGGCAGAAAACACUUAAAGUCAUAUUUGGAAAUGAUUCCAGAUCCUACAGAGAGGAAGACCAAUCCAUGUAAUGAAAGGAAAGAAUAUGAAAACCGUCCUAUUCUUUACAGUUUGAGCUGCUUAGCUAAGCAGAAUGGAAUUGUAGUUGUAGCAAACAUGGGAGACAUUCAGCCUUGUGCAGGCCAAGAUAAUUGUCCUGAAGAUGAGAAUUUUCAUUUCAAUACAAACGUUGUCUUUGACAAAGACGGCACACUGCUUGUACGAUAUUACAAAGAAUUUCUAUUUUAUGACUUCGGCAUGAAUCUACCACAAAAACAGCAAGAUCCUGUGUUUAAGACAGAUUUUGGAACUUUUGCCACUUUCAUUUGUUUCGAUAUCGAAUAUGAAAAAAUGACAGAAGUAUCUAAAAGGGAAGACAUAGAUGCUAUUGUCUUCUCUGCCAUGUGGGGAAAUACUCCGCCUCAGAGAUCAUCUGUCCAACAGUGGGAAUCAUGGUCAUUAGGAAACAAUGCUACACUUCUUGCAUCCAAUAUACAGAUGCCAGGAUAUCUUGCAACGGGUAGUGGCAUCUUCUCGGGGACAUACGGCCCGCUUGCUUAUACUUUUGACCCAGACGGUAUAUCAAAAUUAGUUAUCGCCAAAGUACCGAAAAGAGGCAAUAGUUUUAAUUUUUCUUCACCAAAUGCUAGUAUUAUAAAAAUUACAAUGAAUGAUACUCAGGAAUCUUUUGAUGACGGAUCCAAUGUUCCCACUGAAUGCUCAAUGAAAAUUUUAGGUAAAUCAAAGGAUCUGUACAAGGAUAAUCGAUGCUUUGAAAUGAAUAUGUCAAAUUAUUCUUUCGUCCAACUAGUAGAGGAUAGUGAUCAUGUUAAAGCGUGUCUUAAUGGCAUAUGUUGCUCCCUUAAUUAUUCUUCCAAUGGCAUGACGGAGAAUUUUUAUUUGAUAGUGUAUAAUGGAACAAUUGAUUACGCCAGUCGUUAUUCCUUUUGCGAGCAGACUUGCAUGUUGACACGAUGCGAAGCCCAUGGCAGAAAUCCUUGUGUAACUUUUCCUCUGAAGUCCCAGACUUUGUUCUACAACGUUCAGCUAACAGCUGAUUUUUCCACAAAGCAUAUAUAUCCAUCCGUUGUAAGCAGUGGCAUGAGAUUAACCCCUUUAAAUGAGUGGAGUUAUGGAGUUCAUCAAAGAUUUUCAGAUGCGUACGAAGGCUACAUUGAUUUCAAGAACUCCUCAGGACAAGCACUUACCUCUGCAGUCUUAAGGGGCCGUUGCUAUGAUAGAGAUCCUCCAUAUUUUCCCUAAGGAUGUAAUAUUUAGUCAACAAAUGUACUAGAGAAUUAGUUGAAAAGUAAAUAAUUAAAAGAAAAAUUUAGAAAUAAACAUAUAUAUUAAUAAAAAAACAUUUCUUCUUAUUAUUCUUUAUUUAGAUGUGCAACUGAUUACCCAAAUGAUGCCUGCUUUUAUAAAAUAAAGUAAAUAAAUGUUUCUUAAAUAA
Molecule: messenger RNA, 1848 nt
Organism: Stegodyphus dumicola
Lineage: Eukaryota; Metazoa; Arthropoda; Arachnida; Araneae; Eresidae
Product: biotinidase-like
Source: RefSeq, a predicted model, not a curated record